Messenger RNA from Haplochromis burtoni (Burton's mouthbrooder), 2430 nucleotides. RefSeq names its product synaptic vesicle glycoprotein 2C-like. NCBI's taxonomy places the organism in Eukaryota, Metazoa, Chordata, Actinopteri, Cichliformes, Cichlidae. Gene Ontology annotation, biological process: transmembrane transport. Gene Ontology annotation, molecular function: transmembrane transporter activity. The transcript has 4 exons. Bases 824 to 1771 code for a protein of 315 amino acids. Gene Ontology annotation, cellular component: membrane. The record is from RefSeq and is a predicted model, not a curated record.
GCCCUCCCUUACUCUCAUCUUACGUCUAAACCCAGCAGCUUGUGAUUGUAGCACGUCACGGAACCUUCGCCGGAUACGUACCGUGGACUAUUAUACGGAAAUGCUCACUAUUGUCCGUAGGAUGCAAAGCCACUAUUGAUCUCAGUCUGCCUAUUGCUCAUGCACCCUCCCUCUCCCCCUCGCUCCCCAUCACAGACACACACAUACACUCACACACUCACUCACGCUUCCUACCUCCCAUCAGCAUCCCUGGGCUUUCUUGGACUGCAGCAGAGAAACCGCUGCAUCGAAGAAGACAAGAGGAGAAAAAAAAUAGAAAAAAGAAAAAAGAAAGAAAGAAUUAAUCUAGGCUCGUUGCUCACUACCUCCGUGGCCGUGUAGAGACGCAAAUCAAGGAACGGACACUUCAGAGUCUUCGAGUUCGUUUCGAUGCACUAGAAAUUGUAAGCAUUUAUUGAUUUGUCUCACUGAAUAUCAGCAACUAUAAGUUCAUCUCCUCCGUCACCCACGCUUUAGUCUGGAUAACUGUCAUUAACGGUUUCCUCUUCUGAGUGGUCACUGGACUUUGAAUCUUGCCAGUCUGAGAUCAACUGUCUUCUCUUCAACACUGUCUAGUUACUGCAAUCCAAUGGAAUUAGACACCAUUACUUAAUUGCUAGUCUUCUGGCAGUUGGGUGGUAUUUCAGGGGUAAUAAAUUAGCAUAAAUCUUGCUCUGUCUGGGAAUAGAAGAUAGAAAAACAACCAAGUAACUUAUAUUUAUUGCAUCUGGUGGAAUAAAAGUGGACUAAAGCUGAAUUUAGUGCUUGUUACUCUCGUGCCAAGAUGGAGGAAACGCAUAACAACAGGACUUCCUUGGUCAGAGGUGCCAAGGACAUCGCUAAGGAAGCCAAAAGGCAAGCUGCCAAAAAUUUCAGCAAAGCUGUUGAUCGAGCCUCUGAUGAAUACUCAGCCCAGCGCAGCUACAAUCGUUUUCAAAAUGAGGAUGAAGAAGAGAACAACUACAACAGUUAUACUCAACAAGAUGGUCUUUAUGCCGACAAUGCAAGCAAUGAAGAGGACGGGGCCUCUAGUGAUGCCACGGAGGGUCACGAUGAUGAAGAUGAGAUCUAUGAGGGGGAGUACCAAGGAGUGCCUGGAUACAAUGAUGGGAAGCCACGGGAUGGUCAGGUUGCUCUGGGCCAGCCAGUGUCUGACAGCCUAAAGAGCCGCAAGGAACUAGAAAAUGAGAGACAAGCAGAUGAGGAAGAGCUGGCCCAGCAGUACGAGUUGAUCAUGCAGGAGUGUGGCCAUGGGAGAUUCCAGUGGCAGCUGUUCUUUGUUCUAGGUCUGGCACUCAUGUCCGAUGGAGUGGAGGUGUUUGUAGUGGGCUUUGUCCUUCCCAGCGCUGAGACAGACAUGUGUGUUCCCAACUCUGGUGCUGGAUGGCUUGGCAGCAUUGUGUAUCUGGGGAUGAUGUUUGGAGCCUUUUUCUGGGGUGGCCUCUCAGACAAAGUGGGCCGCAGACAGUGCCUGCUUAUAUCCAUGUCAGUCAACGGCUUCUUUGCCUUCCUUUCCUCCUUUGUCCAGGGCUACAGUAUGUUCCUCUUCUGCCGCAUGGUGUCUGGCUUCGGGAUCGGUGGAGCAGUACCGAUAGUAUUCUCAUACUUUGCGGAGGUGUUGGCUCGCGAGAAGAGAGGAGAGCAUCUGAGCUGGCUGUGCAUGUUCUGGAUGAUUGGAGGAAUUUAUGCCUCAGCCAUGGCCUGGGCUAUCAUCCCACACUAUGGUGAGUGACAAGAUGUACCACUUCUAAAAAAGGUUGCAUUAACAUGACAGCAAAGCAGCACUAAAGGGAAAUCAUUAAAGUGAUCGAAGAAAUUUGCCAUAAAAAUGUUAAAGUUUAUUAUUACAUUUUCCCACCUCAUAAUAUUGCUCCUUUAUUUUAUAUUUUUGCUUUUUUUUUUUUAAUAUUAUCAAGUUGGUAGAGUUUACAAUGAACAGAUAACCCAACCAGAUUUAGGAAGUAAUUCCAAUUCAAUGCAAUUCAAUUCAGUUAUCUCAAGGUCUUUUAUAUUGUAAGGUAGAGACUGUGUCAAUAGUACAGAGAAAAUCCCAACAAUCAGACGACCCUCUGACCACUUAACGAAGGUUGGAUGGAAAAACUCCCUUUUAACAGGAGGCGGUCAUCGUGUGACUGGUUCUGGGAAGAGGGAAGGAGACAGGACAGAAGUUAGGUGAGAUGAUCGCAGUGAAGAAAGGCCAGAUGUUUUAACAUUGAGUCCAAUGUGGACAUACCCUGAACUGGGAUUUGUUUCAAUGGCCAGCAGAGGGCAAAUGCUCUGGUUGCCAAAAUGAAACGAUUGUACAGACGUAGAAAGAAAACAGCCCUUGUCUUCCUUAAUUCCUUCCUUAGACACUAUCUCUACUUUUAAGAUUAGGCUUAAAACUUUCCU